Molecule: messenger RNA, 2241 nt
Organism: Sardina pilchardus (European sardine)
Lineage: Eukaryota; Metazoa; Chordata; Actinopteri; Clupeiformes; Clupeidae
Product: zinc transporter ZIP11
Exons: 10
Coding region: 137-1153 (338 amino acids)
Biological process (GO): zinc ion transmembrane transport
Cellular component (GO): membrane
Molecular function (GO): zinc ion transmembrane transporter activity
Source: RefSeq, a predicted model, not a curated record
UGUAAUCAACGAAAAUUACACGUUUUACAGUCGUAGACUGGCAAUUUCGUUUAACAAAGAGUACAUUUUUGUUGCUUGUCUCUUUGUUCUCGGUGCAAGAAAUUGAAGAAGACGAGAAUUGAACGGUGGGGGCAGGAUGCUUCCUGGCUACAGUCCCGUUGUCCAGGCUCUGCUGGGGACUCUGUUCACCUGGGGACUCACUGCUGCGGGCGCCGCCCUGGUCUUCAUCUUCUCCAGCCGGCAGAAACGCAUUCUGGACGGGAGUCUAGGCUUUGCUGCAGGGGUGAUGCUGGCGGCGUCGUACUGGUCUCUGUUGGCCCCGGCGAUCGAGAUGGCGGAGAGCUCUCAGAAGUACGGCGCGUUCGCUUUCCUCCCCGUCGCCAUCGGAUUCGCCCUCGGAGCAGCCUUCGUCUACGCCGCCGACCUGCUCAUGCCAUACCUGGGCGUAGGGGCGGAUCCCCACGUUGCGCUGGCCCUUCCCCCCGAAGCUAAACUGACCAAAGAGAAGCAGGAAGACGCCCCGCCCACAGACCCAGAGGAGCUGUCAAUCAGGAUAGGUAGAGGCGGAGCUUACCCAGAUAAGGUGGAGAACGGAGAGGUGCACCAGAGGAGGCGGGGCCACAGCAACAGUCCGGCAGAGGGACAGGAAGUGAGCUCAACACCACAGGAAGUGACAGAACAAAGCAGGAACAGCUGGAGGCGCAUCCUUCUCCUCAUCCUCGCCAUCACAAUCCACAACAUACCAGAGGGCCUUGCUGUUGGUGUGGGAUUUGGGGCUAUUGGAAAAACAUCUUCAGCCACGUUUGAGAGUGCCAGGAAUUUAGCCAUCGGGAUUGGCAUCCAGAAUUUCCCAGAAGGCCUUGCAGUGAGCCUGCCUCUGAAGGGCUCGGGGGUUUCCACCUGGAGAUCCUUCUGGUACGGGCAGCUGAGCGGGAUGGUGGAGCCGGUGGCGGGGUUGCUAGGCGCGGUUUCCGUGGUGCUGGCGGAGCCGUUGCUACCCUACGCGCUGGCGUUCGCUGCCGGGGCGAUGGUGUACGUGGUGGUCGACGACAUCAUCCCAGAGGCGCAGCUCAGUGGCAACGGGAAGUUGGCCUCGUGGACUUCAAUCCUGGGUUUCAUCGUGAUGAUGUCACUGGACGUGGGCCUGGGUUGAGGCCUCCCAUUGGCAGGAAACUCUGCUGAUGUCAUGCGGCGACGUGAGGCACGUCAUUGGUCAGCUGAGGGACACGCCCCCCAGGCCUCCCUCCCCAGAGGAGGCGGGGCUAACACAUUUUUUAUUCUUAUUUUUAUUAUUUGGAAUCUCGUAUGUUUGGGGCCGAGAGGCUGGACAGAGGAGGACAACACACACACACUCCUCACACUCCUCGCACCUGGCCUGUGUGUGAUCUGGAAUCACUGCUGCAGAGAGGGACCAUUUGCCAUUGUGUUCUGUGUGCGUGUCUUGAAGAGGGCAUGGCUGUUUGUGUGUGUGUGUGUGUGUGUGUGUGUGUGUGUGUGUGUGUGUGUGUGUGUGUGUGUGUGUGUGUGUGUGUGUGUGUGUGUGUGUGUGUGUGUGUGUGUGUGUGUGUGUGUGUGUGUGUUUGCCUGUGUGUGUGUGUGCGUGUGUUUGCCUGUGUGUGUGUGUGUGUGUGUUUGUUGAAGAGGGCAUGGCUGUGUGUGUGUGUGUGUGUGUGUGUGUGUGUGUGUGUGUGUGUGUGUGUGUGUGUGUGUGUGUGUGUGUGUGUGUGUGUGUGUGUGUGUGUGUUUGCCUGUGUGUGUGUGUGUGUGUGUUUGCCUGUGUGUGUGUGUGUGUGUGUUUGUUGAAGAGGGCAUGGCUGUGUGUGUGUGUGUGUGUGUGUGUGUGUGUCUGUGUGGGAGAGUGUGUUCUGAUUCCAGACUACCAAACAUCUGCAGAACUUUUCACUGUUUACACAUCCGGACCAGCACUGAGUCACACUGGCACACUGCAAUGGCAGAGAGUGAGAGAGAGUGUGUGUGUGUGUGUGUGAGUGUGUGUGUGUGUGUGUGUGUGUGUGUGUGUGUGUGUGUGUGUGUGUGUGUGUGUGCGCGCGUGUGUGCGCGAGUGUGCGCGAGUGUGCGCGAGAGUGUGUGUGUGUGAGUGUGUGUGAGUGUGUGUGAGAGUGUGUGAGAGUGUGUGAGAGUGUGUGAGAGUGUGUGAGAGUGUGUGUGGAUAUGUUAUACAGACACAACCGAAUAGAAGGCCAGAGUGAUGUGGUGGUAUAAUAAAAAGCCAUGAUUGAA